This is a messenger RNA of Galleria mellonella (greater wax moth), 5191 nucleotides long. RefSeq names its product structural maintenance of chromosomes protein 3 (gene SMC3). NCBI's taxonomy places the organism in Eukaryota, Metazoa, Arthropoda, Insecta, Lepidoptera, Pyralidae. Gene Ontology annotation, cellular component: chromosome. Bases 119 to 3730 code for a protein of 1203 amino acids. The record is from RefSeq and is a predicted model, not a curated record. The transcript has 23 exons. Gene Ontology annotation, molecular function: ATP hydrolysis activity; cohesin loader activity; ATP binding. Gene Ontology annotation, biological process: mitotic sister chromatid cohesion.
UUAAAUACAUUUCAUGUUUUUGAUCGAAGUGGCGUAGGUCUACAAUUGACAGCUAGAAGAAAUGGCGGUCAGAGUUUGUCGUAAAUAAUCUUACAUUUUUACAAAUAAUUCAGUGAAAAUGCAUAUAAAACAGGUAAUUAUUCAGGGAUUUAAGAGUUACCGCGAACAAAUUGUCGUGGAACCGUUUGAUAAACGCCACAACGUGGUGGUUGGACGCAAUGGUUCUGGCAAAAGUAAUUUUUUUCAUGCUAUACAGUUUGUAUUGAGUGAUGAAUUCUCCCACCUCAGACCUGAGCAAAGGUUGGCACUGCUCCAUGAGGGCACUGGCCCCAGGGUGAUAUCAGCCUUUGUGGAAAUAAUUUUUGACAAUUCUGAUAAUAGGAUUCCUAUUGAGAAAGAUGAAAUUUUCCUCCGACGAGUCAUUGGAUCAAAAAAGGACCAGUUUUUCCUUAAUAAAAAGGUGGUGCCGCGUUCUGAAGUCCUCAAUCUGUUAGAAAGUGCUGGCUUAUCUAAUUCAAAUCCAUACUACAUUGUGAAACAGGGAAAGAUUAACCAAAUGGCAAUAGCACCUGAUUCACACAGAUUAAAAUUAUUAAGAGAAGUGGCUGGAACCCGAGUAUAUGAUGAGAGAAGAGAAGAAUCAGUUACAAUACUCAAAGAAACAGUUGGAAAGGUGGAGAAAAUCAAUGAAUUCUUACAAACAAUUGAAGAGCGUUUAAAGACAUUGGAAGAGGAGAAAGAAGAAUUAAAGGAAUAUCAAAAAUGGGACCGCGCUCGGCGAGUGCUCGAAUUCAUAAUACAUGACACAGAACACAGAGAAAACAAAAAGAAACUUGAAGAGUUGGAAAAAAUGCGCUCAAACAGUGGCAAGGAACAACAACAUUAUGCUGAUAUGGUUAGAGAAGCUCAAGACCAUGUCAGGGAAGCUAACAGGAAAUUAAAAGAAGCUCGCAAAGACGUAGCAGCUGCAAGAGAAGAGAAGGACAUUUUAUCUACAGAACAACAGCAGUUGUUAAGAGAAAAGACCAAACUUGAGCUGGGUAUCAAAGACUUGACAGAUGAUGUUGACGGAGAUAAUAAAUCGAAGGAACGUGCAGAAACCGAGUUAGGACGCUUGAGACAACAGAUUGCUGAAAAAGAACGCGAGUUAGAAGAACUCAAGCCAAAAUACGAAGAAAUGAAAGCUCGUGAAGAAGAGUGCACAAGAGCACUGGCGUUGAAUCAGCAGAAAAGGCAAGAGCUUUAUGCGAAACAAGGCAGAGGGACACAGUUCACUUCAAAACAAGAUCGAGAUCGUUGGAUUGAAAAGGAGUUGAAGUCUCUAAACAAGCAAAUAAAAGACAAAAAGGACCAUGAGACUAAACUACGUGACGAUCUUCGGCGUGAUGCUACCAAACUGACGGAACUGGAGAAGAGAAUAGAAGAGAUGACGAAAGAGAUGGAAAGGCAGCGAGUAGCUAUUGACGAACAUAAUAAGCAGUAUUAUGAAUGCAAGAAGAGAAAGGACCAAGAACAAAGUGCUAGAAAUGAACUAUGGCGUAAAGAAACUACAUUGACGCAGAAUUUGUCGUCAUUAAAGGAAGACUUGGCUAAAGCCGAUCAAGCACUCCGCUCUAUGGCUGGAAAGCCAAUUUUGAAUGGAAGAGACAGUGUACGAAAAGUAUUAGAAACAUUCCAAGAGAGGGGUGGCGAGUGGGCAAAAAUAGCUACACAGUAUUAUGGCCCUGUCAUUGAGAAUUUUACCUGUGACAAGACUAUUUAUACUGCGGUUGAGGUUACAGCUGGCAAUAGAUUGUUCCAUCACAUAGUCGAGUCCGACACAGUGGGCACGAAGAUAUUGAAGGAGAUGAACCGACAGAGCCUCCCCGGCGAGGUUACAUUUAUGCCACUGAACCGUUUGCAAGUACGCGACAUGGUAUAUCCUAAUGACAAUAAUGCAAUAGCUAUGGUACAAAAACUGAAGUACGACCCUAAGUAUGCCAAAGCUAUGAAGUAUAUAUUUGGAAAGACACUCAUCUGCAGGAACUUGGAAUGUGCAACAGAGCUCGGCAAACAAUUUCAUCUGGAUUGUGUUACUCUUGAAGGAGAUCAGGUAUCAUCAAAAGGCUCCCUCACAGGUGGUUACUUUAACCAAUCCCGGUCGCGUUUGGAGAUGCAAAAGACUCGUUCCGAGCUUAUGGAGCAGAUCACUACCCUAGAACAAGAGUUGAAUACGCUCAGGCAAGAGUUAGGCAAAACUGAGACCAGCAUUAACAGUAUUGUCUCAGAGAUGCAGAGAACGGAAACUAAGCAGGGGAAAGCAAAGGAUAUAUUUGACAAAGUGAAAGCAGAUAUUCGUCUAAUGAAAGAAGAGUUGGCGUCCAUAGAACGCUUCAGAGGGCCGAAGGAACGGUCUUUAGCUCAAUGCCGUUCAAGUUUAGAGGCCAUGCAAGCAACUAAGGAGGGUCUGGAAUCUGAACUACAUCAGGAACUGAUGGAGCAACUGUCGACUGCUGAUCAAGGCAAAGUGGAUGAAUUGAACGACGCCAUACGGCGACUAACACAGGAGAAUAAAGAGGCGUUCAGCGCUAGGAUGAACCUUGAAGCUACCAAGAACAAACUGGAAAACUUGCUCACUAACAACUUAAUAAGACGUAAAGACGAAUUAGUUCAAGCCUUACAAGAGAUAUCGGUAGAGGAUCGCAAACGGCGGCUCGCUAACAGCAAAGCGGACCUGGCAGCGGCUGAAAAACGCAUCCGGCAGAUCAACAAGGAGUUGGAAGAAGUAGAACGCAAGGUGCAGGCCGCAGUCAAGAAUGAAAAGGCGCUCAAACUAGAGUUGGACAAGUGGAGGAAUAAAGAAAAAGAAGCUCAAGACAAGAUGGAAGAAGAUGCUAAAGGAUUAGAGAAGAUGGCAUCUAAAGAGGUGUUGCUACAAGAGAAAAUACAGGAAUCUCUAGACAAGAUUGCGGCACUGGGGACACUGCCUAACGCGCCCGAACUUCAUUCCAAAUAUCAAAAGAUGUCGUUGAAACAGCUAUUCAAAGAACUGGAAAAAGCCAAUCAGCACCUGAAGAAGUACAACCACGUGAACAAGAAAGCGUUGGACCAGUUCAUCAGCUUCUCAGAACAAAAGGAGAAACUUUACAAACGGAAAGAAGAACUCGACAUUGGUGGCGAGAAAAUUCGUGAACUUAUAGAAACAUUGGAACACAGAAAGUUAGAAGCGAUACAGUUCACUUUCAAGCAAGUAAGCAAGAAUUUCACGGAGGUCUUCAAGAAAUUAGUCCCGCAAGGUCGAGGCAGUCUCAUCAUGAGAGUGGCGACAGACGACGGACAAGAAGUCAACGCAGACCGCGCCAACGCAGACCAGUUCACAGGCGUGGGCAUCAAGGUGUCGUUUACGGGCGGCGAAGGUGACAUGCGCGAGAUGAACCAGUUGUCUGGUGGACAGAAGUCGCUGGUCGCGCUCGCACUCAUAUUCGCCAUACAGAAGUGCGAUCCCGCGCCGUUCUACUUGUUCGACGAAAUCGAUCAGGCUCUGGACGCGCAGCAUCGUAAAGCAAUUGCAAACAUGAUCCACGAGCUGUCAUCGUCUGCUCAGUUCAUCACCACUACAUUCAGGCCGGAGUUACUGGAGCACGCGCACAAAUUCUACGGCGUCAAGUUUAGGAACAAAGUGUCACACGUGGAAUGUGUGACGCAAGAGGAGGCGAGAGACUUCGUAGAAGACAGUGCUACUCAUGCGUAAAUUGAGAGCUAAGAACCGUUUAGUCGGCUAUGGAUUGUUACAUUUCGCAUAUGCAACAAAAAUUUACAUUUCCAUUAAAGAUUGAUUACAUUCUUAGUUUGUACUACUUUGGAAAUUACCCUAACUUUAUGGAAUUUACAAUUAAAUUAUAUUUUGUUAAGACAUUUUGAUGAAUAAAUUUAUUGUAGUUAGUUUACUACAUCUAUCUCUAUGUACCUACUUUAUAAUAGAAAGAAAAACCGAAAACACAACUUCUAUUUCACUUUUAAUAUGUGCGUACGCAACGCAAUACCUUAGAGUGAGACAAGAACAGCAUAGAUGUGUAAUUAGUAAACUUUAUUUUUAAUAGUAUUGAUCCAUGGGAUCUCGAAUUUUUUUUAUUUGUUAUUACCUACUUUGAGGUCCAGUAAUUAAAAAACAUUGUACUAUAUUUUUUUUUCUAUUGUAAUUUUAGAUGACGUGUUCAAUUUCAUACCUGUGUGAAACAUAUCACAUUUAUGAUUAUUUUACUUUACUUUUAAUCGUCAUACCUUGUAACUAAACCGAGAUGAUAAACACAUUGUUGUACCUAGAUCUAAUGACAUUAAAUGUGUUAUCCAUUAGAAUUUUCCAAAGUAAACCUUUAAUUUUAGUGACUAAAAGCUAUCUCUGGGAGAAACAAAAAUAUAAAUAUAAAUUGUUGAACGAAAAAUAAUAUAAAUGUUUUCUAUAUUUAUAUGAAUUGUGAGCAGCGUCACUAAGUAAAUAUUCGAUACGCAAAACGAAUUCUGAAGAAACAAUAGUAAUUUUUAUACCUCGGGAGUCCCUUGCUCUGUCUUUGGUAGGUGAAGAAAACCCAGUGGUCAAUCAGAUUAAUUGUAACAAAUUGUAAAAUUUUGGUAUAUUUAAAACUCAUUUGUAAAAGGUAGUUUAGCCUUUUUGUUCUCUCGAUAUUGCAGUAGUUACCGUUCCUACAUUUUACCGUUACCUAACUUUAAACGAAAUAUAUAUUAUACUUUUUUAUAUUGCCGACUAUAAUAUAAGUAAUUCUAAAAUAUUGUAAACUUUGUUAUUUUUGUUAUUUAUACCUUUUUAAAAGGCCGGUAAUGUAUUAGCCACUGAACUGGUGUCGUUAUUGUCCAUGAGCUGCGGUGAUCACUUACGAUCAAGUGAAUUGCAUGCUCGUUUGUAGCUCUGUCACAUUAAAAAAUACUCUGUUUUUAUUACUGUGUUAAUGUAGUAAGCAGGUAAAUAAACGUCGGAUGAAUCCGACACGGACGCUUUUAACAACAAACUUUAAUAAAUUCAGCUUGGAGUGGCUAAAAUGUGACCUGAAUUUAUACAUCAAAUAAAUUAUUACAAAUUUGUGUCCCUUAUAGUUAUUCAUAAUUAUUUGUAUUCGGUUUGGGUAUCGAAAUUACUUGUUGUUCGAAGUGGUGCUGACAUGACAUAAUUUGAUAGCAUUAAAAUAACUUUUAUAAU